AUUCGUCCUUAUUUGGAUGAUGGCAAAGUCAGUACUUUAUUGACACAAUUUGUUAUCAGAUUCCAUUUGCAUCAGCUUGCUUGGCCUGUGAAACCCGGCUCAACUAAUAAAACUAUCUAAUAGUAACUUUCAAACACUAGGAACCCCUGCGAAAGGUCAUCCCAUAUUAACACAGACUGUUGUGGACUCCCAGUUGAUUUCUGCUUCUUCUAACAUACAGACAUGGCUGCCAAUGGAAAGUUAGCGCUCCUCAGCGUCUCCGACAAAACCGGCUUGGUACCUCUAGCCAAAUGUCUGUCAGAGAUCGGACUAAGCCUCGUCAGUACUGGAGGCACAGCGACCGCGCUCCGCGCCGCAGGGCUGCAGGUUCGCGAUGUGGCAGACAUCACUGGAGCCCCGGAGAUGCUCGGUGGGCGCGUCAAGUCUCUGCAUCCUGCGGUGCAUGGUGGGAUCCUAGCAAGGCUAACUGACUCCGACCAGGCUGACAUGAAGCGCCAGAAGUUUGACAUGAUCAGCGUAGUGGUGUGCAACCUGUACCCGUUCGUUGACACCGUGGCUAAGCCCGACGUGACCAUCGCAGACGCCGUGGAAAACAUCGAUAUCGGUGGUGUGACACUCCUCCGCGCUGCUGCAAAGAAUCACGACCGUGUCACGAUUUUAUGCGAUCCUAGUGACUACGGCAGCGUUAUUGAGGAGUUGAAACAGAAGAAACAGACUUCUUUGGAGACUAGGCAAAAGCUGGCCCUGAAGGCUUUUACCCACACCUCGGAGUACGACACGGCGAUCUCUGACUAUUUCCGCAAGCAGUAUUCAGCCGGCAAGGCGCAGAUGACCUUGCGUUAUGGUAUGAACCCCCACCAGAAACCAGCCCAAGUAUUCACAACCCGCGACCACUUGCCCCUGACAACCGUCAACGGUUCCCCCGGUUUCAUCAACCUUUGCGACGCGCUCAACGCGUGGCAGUUAGUGCGAGAGCUGAAGCAGGCCCUUGGCGUUCCGGCAGCUACCAGCUUCAAGCACGUUUCCCCUGCUGGCGCGGCUAUUGGACUACCUCUUACUGAGCAGGAGGCGGCCGUAUGCAUGGUAGCAGACCUGCUCCCCUCGCUCACUCCGCUCGCUUGCGCCUACGCUCGCGCCCGCGGCGCGGACCGCAUGAGCUCUUUCGGAGACUUUGUGGCACUGUCUGAUGAGUGUGAUGAAGUCACUGCCAGGAUCAUCUCGAGGGAGGUGUCGGAUGGUGUCAUUGCUCCGGGCUACAGCAAGGGAGCGUUGGAAUUAUUGAAGAAGAAGAAGGGAGGCAGCUACUGCGUUCUACAGAUGGACCCCACCUAUGACCCUGCUCUCCUAGAACAGAAGACCAUCUUCGGUCUAACCCUGGAACAAAAGAGGAACGACGCCGUCAUCUCCCCGGACCUGUUCAAGAACAUUGUUACCAACAAGAAGGCGUUGCCUGAAAACGCUGUGAGAGACCUCAUCGUAGCUACUAUUGCGCUCAAAUACACUCAGAGUAACUCUGUGUGCUUCGCUAGGGAUGGACAGGUUAUCGGCAUCGGAGCCGGGCAGCAGUCUCGCAUCCACUGCACGCGGCUGGCGGGCGGCAAGGCGGCGCUGUGGUGGGCGCGCGCGCACCCGCGCGUGCGCGACCUCAAGUUCAAGCACGGCGUCACGCGCGCCGUGCAGUCCAACGCCAUCGACAACUUCGUCAACGGGACCAUUGGUACUGACAUGCCGUUAGCACAAUGGGAGUCGCUAUUCGACGGGCCCGCGCCCGCACUCUUAACUGAGCAGGAACGCAAUGAGUGGCUCACACACCUGGACAAAGUUGCCCUGGCCUCUGACGCCUUCUUCCCGUUCCGGGACAACAUCGACCGCGCUGUACAGUGCGGCGUAGAAUACAUCGGCAGCCCGUCAGGCUCGAACAACGACGCAGAAGUCAUCUCCGCCUGCAACGAGCACAAGAUCACGCUCGCACACACCAACCUCAGACUGUUCCAUCAUUAAACUUUUAUUUUUUUAUUAAAAAACCUACCUAAUGGCCGGUAGGAUCACUUGCCACUCAAUUUCUUGCCUCCUAGUCAAAUCAGCUUCUUUUUAAUAACUGUCGAAACGAAUUUUAACGACUAGCUAAUAUAGAAUUUAAAUGAAAUAGAAUUGAGUGACGUCACGGUCAACUCAGUUACUUUAUAUAUUUCUACCUGACUUAUUAAAUAGAAAUUGCAUUUAAAAAUAACUUCUGUCCAUGUUUUUCUUAUAAUUAUCUGAUGCUUUAUUUCGUGCAUGGUAUAUUUUUUUUAUUUUAACUACAAUCAAGUUCCCUAUUUUUUUUUUUAUUACAAAACCUACCAUAAUACCCGGUAGAAUCACAAGUGCCUUUAACCACUCAAUUUGACUUUGAGUUUUAAUUGUCAUCGAACUCGAUAGCGAUAUACGCAUUCAGUGUUUCGCACUGCAUGAUAGCGAAUAUGCUACUUUCCUAUAUUAAAAAAAAUAAAGUUAGUUACCAUAUUAAUUUCAUAAU
Leguminivora glycinivorella is the source of this 2518-nucleotide messenger RNA. RefSeq names its product bifunctional purine biosynthesis protein ATIC. Gene Ontology annotation, biological process: 'de novo' IMP biosynthetic process. The coding region runs from base 223 to 2001 and encodes 592 amino acids. The transcript has 12 exons. The record is from RefSeq and is a predicted model, not a curated record. Gene Ontology annotation, molecular function: IMP cyclohydrolase activity; phosphoribosylaminoimidazolecarboxamide formyltransferase activity. Lineage: Eukaryota; Metazoa; Arthropoda; Insecta; Lepidoptera; Tortricidae. Gene Ontology annotation, cellular component: cytosol.